This is a messenger RNA of Amoebophrya sp. A120, 2898 nucleotides long. Lineage: Eukaryota; Dinophyceae; Syndiniales; Amoebophryaceae. The record is from the annotation of a GenBank genome assembly.
GUCGUCAAAAAGCAAGUCGUGUUCAAGAAAUCAAUAAGUAACUCGUCGCUCCUCCCUAGGCCGGGGACACAGAGCAAGAAAAUUUAUCUGUUUACAGAGUCUCUCGUCUUUCAUCUCUCUCCUCUACUCAACAAACUUAGCGAGAAAUAAAUUCUCAUCUACAUCAUUCGAAUCUCUGUUGUCUGCUAAACGCAAAACAUCAUGCUACAUGUCUUUCUCUCUGCUCGGAACCGCAAACUGCCGACGUUUUAUUUCCUCUUGCUUCUUGGAAGUUUUUUCUUCUACAACCCUGCUAGUACUGCCGCCAACGCUGAGAUCAUCCACACUGUACACACCGCGACGCAGCACAUCACCGGCGCGAAACCACUGCAGUUUUUGUCGCAGCGACGCGGAGCGGUGGAGCGGGUGGUAAUUCUCGUGGUCCUUUACAACCUGUAAAAGACCGGCACAGAUGAUUGUUUGCAAGAAUGAAUUUCGAAAAGUUUUCCGAUUUCACAUUCACCGCAGGUAGAGAAGUUUAUCCGUGAUACGUACGGCGUAAGUGGUGCGACUGGAGGGUCUGCGGAAGAAAGCGCAUCAGGAAUAAACGAGGAAGUACCUCCAAAUCAAGAGGAAAGUGCAAAUGCGGUCGACACGCUGCUGCAGCAGGCACCAUCCCCGGAGACGAUGCGAUCGGUAGUUGAAUUCUUUUUUGGGGGUUCUUACAUCUGACUCUGAGGCUCACAGUCAAUACUGACCCUUCCGUACUACACAGGCACGCAAUUCUUGAUCCUCAAGGGGGCACAGCGACGGUGACUUUGCCUCGCGUCAAAAGGACCGUACUCGAUUCGAAAUCUUUCUGACAGGCGCUUCUGUACUCGGUUGUGAUCUACCUGGGCCUGCUGACCGUGAUGAGUAUCCUGUAUUUUUCUUCCUCACAAGGGGUGGAUGACACAGACUUCAUCGUAUAUCAAAAAGAGAAACCCCUUCCCCAUAUUGAAAAGGAAAUUUCUGUUGCUGGAUUUGUGUACACAGACUAGCUCUGUCUUGCAGUGAGGUACCACUGCAGGCAAAGCCUCAGCCUGCGUAGGGGUGUUUUGGUGUAGGUGCUUAGCAUAGCAGAGGCCUGCCGUAUAGGCGCAACAGCAUGACAAACCGCCUCCAUAAGGCGUCGCACUCUUUGGAUUUGUCCUCUUGCAAGAGAGACAGGAUUGGUGGCCACAAACCAGCAUCACAAAUUUUUAGAAGCGUACCCCUUUAGUAUGGAGAGGGGGGAUUUUUCCUCACAAUAUCGCACCAGGCGGGUUCAGCGACGAGAUUUACGACUGCUUUGCACAACCCAAUGUCUGCGUGGCAAGCUUCGUAUAAAUAUCUUUUGCGGUUCAGUUAUUUUUCACAGAUGAACACAGCCAGACGUUGUAAAACAGCGUAAGUAAGUUAUAAGACAGAUUGAUGAUGGCGCAAUGUGAUUGUCAUGCUCAUGCUUUCGCUUUGCAUGACGUUCGUCGCAGAUAAUACCCACUACAAAAAAAGUGCUGUCCGUUCGCGCGCUGGAGUGAUACCGUGAGCCAAGCAGAUUUGCUGCCCUUCAACGUCGGGCUGGCACUGUGGAUUCUGGCAGGACUGAUCGACUUGGCAUGGUUCUUUCCCGCAGGUGAGUACGCUCGAGUACUUUUGGAUUUAUUGAAAGAACACAUUUUUGCCUGGAGACUCGCAUGGUAAAGAUUUUUGUAGAUACGAGAACUUCUCGUUCUGCUUCAACAAAGUACUUUCUUAUUGUCAAAAAAGGUUUUCUCAUCCUGGUCGUCCUGGGUUCCUAUCACCGGAUGCGACUGCGACGGGUCUACAAGUUGCCCACGCAAAACGUUUCGGACGUGUUGUCCUACCUUUUCUGCAUGCCCUGCGCGAUCGCGCAGGAGGCAAGACACGCGGAGAGGGUGCGCUCCAUCGCGGAGGCGGUGCAGAACGGGCCGAGGACGCACUUCAACAAUGUUUCGAAACCGCGAAUGCAGCAGCCAGCCGACGCGAUUCCGAAGCAGCGCUAGAAGUAGACGUGGUGGUCGUCGUGGGCUGCUUUAUUCUCUUUCAGAAUGGGACGGACCAAGACACUGCGAGAACUACAAAAGGUCCACUGCAGAGAAAAUCCAUUCCCGCCGUUGUAAAUGAACCACAAGGAAGUGAUCAACGAGCAUAGAUCAGGAUGCCGCGUUGACGCAGACUCGAUGCGUGAGGGGAUGUGAGAGCCGCCGCCCGCAUACGGAUUCGUAAGUAGUACCCGUAGAGCAGGGAUAACAGAAAAUGCAACCGCUUCAUGAAAGCACGUAUAGGUGUGUUUUUGAAUGUACAUAGAAGACGAGAUUAUAUAUCUAUGAUAACACGGGCCAUGUACAACUACACACAAUAAACGAACCACCUAUAUUUUUUUGCUUUUUCUGUUUUUGCGUUGUUUGCGGCUUUUUUGUAAAUGGCAGUCUUGAGAAGUACUGACUGCGCGACCUGUGCGCAUAUCGAUGAACAUAACAUGUCGAAGAAUCUUCCUUCGCUAUCUGCGCACCCUCGUGCAGGACGCUGUCUAAUAAAUCAAUAGCCACACCAUGAUCUUCGUUUUCUGAUGAUUCCUUUGAUACUAACAGAAGGCCACGCGGCACUCUGAGUGUCACAACGCGGUAGUUAGCGAUUCGUAGCAGGAAAAAGAAACACAUGAACUUGGCAUUUUUCUCAACACUUCACGACAACUUCUGUCACUACAACUGCUGCUCUACUGGAAAAAAGUCGAGCGAACGCGGCCGCCUGCACUGUAAGGACAGUUGCGCGCGGCGUUCUUUGGACACCUUUCCUAGAAGGCAGGAGCAAUUUCAUCCAAUCCUCAACACUUCUGCUGUGCUGAAGCUGCUGUGUCUGAGAACACGCGCGAGGGAC